Molecule: messenger RNA, 936 nt
Organism: Dipodomys spectabilis (banner-tailed kangaroo rat)
Lineage: Eukaryota; Metazoa; Chordata; Mammalia; Rodentia; Heteromyidae
Gene: Spaca9
Product: sperm acrosome associated 9
Exons: 3
Coding region: 29-754 (241 amino acids)
Cellular component (GO): sperm flagellum; acrosomal vesicle; ciliary base
Source: RefSeq, a predicted model, not a curated record
CCUCCUGCCCUGUGGAUGACCCUAGGAGAUGACAAUGAAUGAGGUGAAAGAGUCCCUCCGCAACAUUGAACAGAAGUACAAGCUCUUCCAGCAGCAGCAGUUCACGUUCAUCGCAGCUCUGGAGCACUGCCGGGAGACCGCUCAUGACAAGAUCCGGCCCAUUGCCAGCAUCGAACAGGUACAGAGCUACAUGGACCAUUACUGCAAUAGUUCCACAGACCGGCGGGUGCUGCUCAUGUUCCUAGACAUCUGCUCUGAGCUGAACAAGCUCUGCCAGCACUUCGAGAACCUACACUCGGGCACCCCAGUCACCAACAACCUCCUCGAGAAGUGUAAAACCCUGGUUAGCCAGAGCAACGACCUGAGCUGCCUCAGAGCAAAGUACCCGCACGACGUGGUGAACCACCUCAGCUGUGAUGAGGCCAGGAACCACUACGGGGGCGUGGUCAGCCUCAUCCCCAUCAUCCUGGACCUGAUGAAAGAAUGGAUCGCCCACACAGAGAAGCUGCCCCGCAAAGUGCUGCAGCACGUGAGUGCGACCCUGUCUCACCAGGAAGCCACUGCGGGAGCCACUCAGCUUGUGCGGACCUCAGACACCCAGUUAAGGAAACAGGAGAAACAGGAGUGUAGGCAACUGGCAAAAGACAGCUUCAAACCUAGAGGGACUAAAGAUGAAGGACAUUCAAAGCCCCCCUGGAGGCCCCCUGGUGGGAAACUAACUCAAAGCCAGGGACCUGCUCCACCAGUCAAGUAAUAUGGUUGAUCCAUUCUCAUUAGCACUUAGCCCACGCUAUAAACCCCAAAGGGGGAUGAUACAUUGUUGAGAAUUUCCUGCUUUCACUUCUAACUUUUCUGUAAGCUCUGAGCUGGCUGGAGUGUCCCCAACUCCAUGAAUUGCCCGAAUAGGACGUUGGUAGAGGGUAUCUCUGAGGAAGG